This is a messenger RNA of Fragaria vesca subsp. vesca, 885 nucleotides long. Its product is annotated as UPF0496 protein At4g34330-like. The coding region runs from base 1 to 885 and encodes 294 amino acids. The transcript has a single exon. The record is from RefSeq and is a predicted model, not a curated record. Lineage: Eukaryota; Viridiplantae; Streptophyta; Magnoliopsida; Rosales; Rosaceae.
AUGGCAAUGAAGGGAGUGAGAAACUUAAGUCGAAAGAUCUUUACAAAGGUUUGCAAACGUGAUGGAGAUCUCUGGAGAUCAUACGAGGACGCUUACAAGAACGAUAAAGAUUUCCUAACUGAACUGGGCAAGUUCCUAGAGUCAUAUGAGAAAUGUCUGAUUCAAAUUAAGGGCGGAGGAAUUGAUGAUGGUUACAAGAGAAUUUUGGAGAAAUUGAAGCUUGUCAAGGGGGCCUCAGAUAGAGUCCAGAAUCAGUGUUUUGCAGAUCAAAUGUUGCUCGAAAAGAUUGAAUGUUUGAUAGCACAGCGAAAAGAUUUUGGUAGAGAAUUGACUGACCAAAUAGGAAAGCCUCCCAAGAAAUAUGAUUGUACUCGUGCUUGGAAACGCUGUUUGAGGCUGGUCACUCAUAUAAUAUUCAUUGGUGCUGCAGCUGCUGAGUUUGCUUGCACAGUUGUGGCGGCUGUUAUGUCUGCUCCACUUGUUGCACUUGCCAUUGCUGCUGCUAUUAUCCCAACACUAGCCGGUCACCAUUGGACUCUGUCUUGGAUUGAAGAUUAUGAAACUCCUCUCGACUAUCAGGAUGAUGUUAUUCGCUUAAUGCAAUUCGGAAUUAUGCUUUCCUUUAAGGAGUUGGGAGACAUUCAGACGUAUCUCAGUAGUGUUGACAUAGAAUCACUCUUAUCCCAUCUCAACUGUGUAAUUGAGGGUGACGUAAUUCUCAAUAUUGAAAGUAUCGAGUGUCUUCUGAAGAAAAUUGAUGAAUUGAGGGAAAGAGCAAGGAAUUCCAAGUCCCAGAUAUCAGAGGCAAAAGAUGAGGUUUCAACAACUCUACGAGCAUCAAGGUCACCAAGAGCAAGAGUAAGAGUAAGAUUCAAUUCUAAUUGA